AUGGAUCACGUCCAUCGCUUCCUCCAAGUAAACGUAAACCACUCCGCUAGGGCGCAGGAUCUCCUCGUCCACAUCAUGGCGGAGUGGUUCAUCGAAAUCGCGAUCGUUGCGGAGCCAUACUUCGUACCUCCCGACAGGGAGGAUUCAUGGGCCGGAGAUUUUGAUGGCUCCGUGGCGAUCGUGAUGCGACAGUCAGCGGCGUUACCCCCCCUUGGAAUGGUGGCCAGGGGAUCCGGGUACAUCGUAGUUAGGGUCAACGAAACUGUCGUGAUCGGGGUGUACUUCUCUCCGAACAGGAGUCUCGCUGAGUUCGAACGGUUCCUGCGUGGGCUCGAGGCGUUGGUUCAUCGCUUCGAGUCUCGCCCGGUGAUACUGGCGGGGGACCUCAACGCUAAAUGUACGGCGUGGGGCUCCCCCCGCACGGACUCGCGCGGCGAGUUCCUGUCGGAGUGGGCUUUCGCGACCGGCCUCUGUCUUCUGAACAGAGGUUCGGUCGCAACCUGCGUGCGGUGGAACGGGGAAUCACACAUGGACGUGUCGUUCGCGUCUCCAUCUGCCGCACGCCGUGUCCGUGGCUGGCGUGUUCUCGAGGGGGCGGAGACGCUCUCGGACCAUUUGAGGUCGUCGUUCGUCCGAUUUGAGCUCUCCGUUUCCACUUCGUUGAAUGCGCCGGCCGAAGACGCCCGUGGCGAGCACGAUGGGCACUGA
This is a messenger RNA of Bombyx mandarina (wild silkworm), 708 nucleotides long. RefSeq lists its product as uncharacterized. The record is from RefSeq and is a predicted model, not a curated record. Lineage: Eukaryota; Metazoa; Arthropoda; Insecta; Lepidoptera; Bombycidae.